Molecule: messenger RNA, 5286 nt
Organism: Linum trigynum
Lineage: Eukaryota; Viridiplantae; Streptophyta; Magnoliopsida; Malpighiales; Linaceae
Source: the annotation of a GenBank genome assembly
UCCGUCGCUUCUCGUUGUGAUGGAUUGUCUUGGAACAACUCCUACGAGGCGGCAUAUGGUGUUGUUAUAUUCAAUUGCCAUGGUUAAAUUUGUAUCGGGGAACCUAAAUGUGUGCUUUGUACCACUAUAUAUGAUGAACGAGCUUAAUUUAACCAAUUAAUUAACUGUUAUACUUUGCGGGAAAACAAGCCUAAUGCUAGGAGAGCUGGAGAGGGAGUGAGCAAAGAGAAAUAAGGUCAAAAUAAGGUAGCAAGUGAAUAAGGUAAAGGAACAGCAAAAAAGAAGAGUUCAGUGGGCAGCAGCAGUAAAAGCUCUGCACCGUACAAUCUUCAGAGAGAAAGAAAGGGAGAGGGAGAGUGUCAGGUGGUGCAGGUGCAGGUGUGCAGAUGUAGAGAGAGAGAGAGAGAGCAGUGAGCAGAGGGCCAGGCAUUGCAUUGGCUUCAGACACCCACACCCACCAACUUUUCCUCUCUUCCCCUUUCUCUUUUCACAGUGUCUUUAUUUAAUGCACUCUUCUUUGGUUUUAUGGGUUUCCGCAGAGUUGUCAGAGACAAAGCGCUGCCAAAAACAGGCAGCUUGCUCCUGCCACCCAACGCAGCAGCUGCUUGCCUGCAGCAGGCCAGGCAGUCAUAAUAUGACUACAGUCCCCACCUCCUCUCUUACUGCUGCAGAGUGCAGAGUUUGAAAGAAAGAUUGAAAUUUUUAUAUGCCAGACUCUCCCUCUGCUCUGCACUGCACCAUUAUAUCUUGUCAGGCAGGCAGCUGCACCACCUCCACCAUUAUCAAUCAGCAGCAGCAUUAGUUUCUAAUCGUUCUUUCUUUUCCCUCUGCAAGUAUGCUUUCUUUCUUCCUUUUUCCCCUUUUACCUUCCCUCUCUUCAAUCACACAAAAGAUUCUGCAUAACUCAAACGGUCGCUGAAAUAAAUAUACCUACUCUACCUCCUCUUCGCUAUUUCCCUUCUCCUUCUCCUACUUCUUCUUCUAUCAACCUUUUUAAGUUCUUCAUAUAAUAAAGUGGGGAAUCUCAAAUCAAACACCAAAACCCACUUCCCUUUUCUCCUUUCAGUAGUUCAGUCCCCCCCGCUUCUCUUCUUCUUAUUAUCUGGUAUUCUUGCUCUCCUGCUGCGCGUGACGUGAUGAGUGGAAGAAGCAGCAGGUUCCCCUUCACUGCAAAUCAAUGGCAAGAGCUAGAGCAUCAAGCAUUAAUAUUCAAAUACAUGGUAUCAGGAAUCCCCAUCCCACCUGAUCUCCUCUUCACCAUCAAAAGAAGCUCUUCUUCCUCUCCUUGCAGCAGCUUCGACUCCGCAGUUCUCUCCUCCAAGCUCUUCCCUUCUCAAUCUCCCCACGUGGGAUGGAGCUGCUUCCAGUUGGGUUUGGGGAGGAAAAUAGACCCGGAGCCAGGGAGAUGCAGAAGAACCGACGGCAAGAAAUGGAGGUGUUCGAAAGAGGCAUACCCAGAUUCCAAGUACUGCGAGAGACACAUGCACAGAGGUAAAAACCGUUCAAGAAAGCCUGUGGAAGUUGCUGCUACUAAUGCUACUACUACGACCCUAUCAAUGACCAACAACAAGAACUCAACAUCGUCAUCAUCAUCUCCAACACUCGCCAACCAUUCCUCCCCUUAUGCUCACACCUCCCUUUCUUUGCUCUCUUCUUCUUCGGCUGCUGAUGACCACCAUGAUCAUCGUCUUCACCAAUCCCAUUACCAAAAUCCUCCUUCUACUUACAACCACCAUCACCUACUUUCUUCCUCUCACCCAUCCGUCGCUGCUCGACACCGCCCUCCCGACUCCACCAGCUUGCUUCUCGACUCUGCUGGGUACUGCUCCCUCACCACCGCGGAUUUCAGGAGCCGGAGCAUUUACGGGCUGAAAGAAGACGUCGAUCACGAGCGCGCAUUCUUCUCGGAGACAUCUGGGUCGAUGAUGAGAAGCGCCUCCGACGACCCAUGGCGACUGAGUCCACUGGGUAUCAACUCGUCGUCGUCGUCAUCAUCUUCCUCAUCGUCUUCGAAACAGAGGAGCUCGUCUGGGCUACAGAGCGAUUACUCGUACCUCCAGCUUCAGAGCAACCUGCAGAGCGAGGAGAGUUAUUCCACCAAGCAAAGUAACCAUGGGGACGGCAAGGGUCAAACCAUGCUCAGGUUCGACAGAGGAGGAGGAGAAGAGCCCCAAAAGACAACGGUUCAUCGAUUCUUCGAUGAAUGGCCGCCGCCCAAGAACAAGGAUCAGUCGCCGUCAUGGCUCGAUUUGGACAGCAGCACCCGGCUCUCCAUCUCCGUCCCCAAUUCAUCGUCGCUCGACUUCCCAAUCUUCAACUCCAGAACCCAUCAUCAUCAUUGAUUAACGCUAAUCCUCCAUGGGUAAAAAAUAAUUACUGCAAUUGAAACUCCGGUUUUUACAGUUUUUUUUUUCCCUUCUUGUUUUUGUGUUUGGAACUGAUAUAACUUUUCCUCUUGUCUUUUUCCCUUGCAGAUGGUUGGGAGUGUUCUUCUUUUUCUUUGAACUUUUUGCUUGUACUUGUGUUCCAGUUGGUGGUUGUGGACUUGUGGUGGAACAACCCUUUUGUAUUUUAUUUUGGUGGUUAGGUCUAAUCUUCUCAACAAUAUUCAGUGUCGGGGUAUAGCUACGCGUAGUCCAGAAGUGACUGCUACUCCGUAGCAUAUAGUCCGAUGUUACAAUGUAUUAAUGUGUGUAUGUAUAUCUUAAGAGUGGUAAGACGAUUGGCCUAUAACUUCCUCGCGCGCAAGACCGUAAACUAGAUCACGAAUACAAAAUUCUAAAUCCUGGAUUCGGUCUCUGGGCGUGUGUAUUUGUGCCUGUAUGUAUCAAUCAGAAUCAAUGUAAUUGGAAUUUGCCUAACAAUUUAUGUGAUGUGGGGAUUAGAAGAGGAUCCUAUGUAUCUCUGUCUUGCACUUAGUGUUGUUGUCAUGUUUCAGUUGAGAGCACAUUCAAAAGAAUUGAAAUGGGUAGAUAGAUUGAAUGACAGACAGACCAAAUCUGUACUAAUGUUUUUGUUUGUUUGUUUGUUUAUCGCGACUUACAAGAAAGAUAGUGAGAGAUGUGUGGUAAAAAGAGAUGUAUGAAGAAGUGAAUGGUGGUAAUGAUGGACUGAACUGUGUGCAAAUUUGUCUUUUAAGCAGUGUACAUUAAACCGUACCGACGGUUCAACCACGAAAUACCAGUAUUGGAGGCUAAACCGAUAUGCGGUAUUUACUGGUAUAACGGUUGAACUACGAUUAAACCACAGUUUUACCAUAAAAUAUGCUAACACUGACUUUCCCGGUACGGUUUCAUGGACCAUGCUUUUAAGUUGAGUCACAUUGGGGGUUUGUUUGGCUGUUUAGCUUUAGCUUGCAAAUUUCUGUUCUUUUGUGUGUCUGCAGCAGCAACUUCCCCUGCUACUGAUACAAUGCUGCCAUGGGAUCUUAUUAUUGUUGCAGUGUUACUAUUAGCCCUACUACAUGGGCUGCCUGUACUCAUUGGCUUCAUCUUUGUUUGCUGACAACAAUCCAGACAAGUAAAAUAUUUGUUGUUAUUCCCAAAAUUCCAUUGCAAAAGAUGAGUCCACUUGAAGGGACUGGAUUCCUUCAAACUAAGGUUGUCAAACCGGUUUAUGUCAGUGUGCCGGUUUAGCAAGUGGAAUGGUUCAACCGGUGGUACAUACCGGUUUGUGUCGGUUCAUGCCGGUUAAUAUUAUAAAUAAUUUACAAAUUCUCAUAUUUAAACACAACAUUUAACGUCAAUACCUAAAUAUUUGUACUUGAAUCCAACAAAUAACAUCAACAUUUAACUUUUUAACACAUAAAAUAAAUAAUAAAUUACUUUUUAUCAAUUAAAUUCACUAAGAUAAGAGCAUUUUAUUUGGAGAUUCGUAUAUCGAUCAUGCCGGUCAUACCGGUGGUGUCAUGCCGGUUUUAUGACAGGUACAGGUUAAACCAGAUUGAACCAGUGGCACGCCGGCCGGCGUGACAACCAUGAUUCAAACCCAUUCAAUUCUUUUGUGAUAUAUAAAUAUAAGUAUAUGGAUUGGAUCUGUUGUGUAAAACUGUACAUAAUAUGUUCUUUAGAGAGAAAAACAAGCAUUCACUAGAGAAAUGGAAUUUAACAUUUUUUAGUGUUAUCGCUGCAAAAAAGGAAGAAAAAUCCAACUUCUCUAACUUACAAGAUAUAAGGUUGUUUUUCACUUUCAGGAGAUGUAUGAAAUCUCUCAAUAAACCAAUGUAGUCGAAUUAUAGGUUUCAUGUAGAGAAAGAAGGCACCGUAAAAGUACAAGCGUAAGCUUUCAUAAUUUACAGAAAAAAUAGAUGUAAAAAUAGAAGAAUAAGCUUCUAGGUUUUGAAGCUAAGCUUUUAACCAGAAUCGAACUAUCUCGUCAAACAUCUUUAUCCUCAUGGGUCGGAUGGUGUGGGUUUCGUAAUUUUAAUUAUCCAACCAAUGCACUUCGAUUUUGAAAAUGCUAAAUCUUAACUCACCUAACGAUUUGUUCAUGAUCGACUUAGGUUGUGUGGACUAUAUUUUUAAGUAAAAACUAACACUAAAAAAAAUACAACUAUUCUGCACCAUAAAAAAAUAAAAUAAAAAACAAUUAAAAUUUGAAGCAAAUAAACCAUUGUGAAAAGUGUAAAAUGUAGAGAAUUUGUUGCUUGGACUUUGAUGAAGUGCAAUUUGCUUUGACAUAUGUUUAAUAUUUUUCAUAUCUACCAAACAAGCUAAAGAUCUUAAUUAUUAUAAUUUAUAAGUGAAUACAUCAAUAAUACGUUACUCUUAUGAAAUUGUACACAAGAAAAAAAAAGACAAUAUGAUAUAGUCUGUAUUAGAUAUGCGUCAAAAUUUCCAGUAGAAGAAUGUACUAGCUCAGCGAGACAACAAGAAAAAUAUCAUAACUUCCUUAGAAAUAUGCUUGUAUACGACGCAACAAAGUUUUAGAUACAAAUUCUUAAUUAGAACAAUAGUUGUAACAUGGAUUGAGUCGAGUAUCUACAGGUUGUGUAACCUAAAACCCGCAUCCAGGCCCAAAAAAGCCUAUUUCCACAAAACAAAGCCCCUAACCCGACCUUAAACCUUAGUUUCUACAGUAAAUACGGGUGGGUUGGAUCGAAUUGCACGGGUGAAUUCGAUUAUGGUUCUUUUUUUGUUCACCCCUUAAACAAAAUCACAAGUCUUGUAGCUAGAUUUUAUGGUAAUACCAUAAAUCAGUCUUUGAAAUGUCACUAGGCCUAACACCCACCAUGUUCUUUAUUGGAGCCACAUGUGAUCCUGUGGUUAACAAAUUGAGGCACGAACG